CCUCCCUCUCUCGAUCAGUAAACAGUCUCUCUCUCUCUCAGUCACACCGGGGCUGGAGCAGCAGUUAACCCGAGCAGGGAGCGCCUCAGUCCCGCCUGACCCUCCUGAAAGGAUGGGGGGUUCCAGCAGCAGCAGCAGCAGCAGCAGAAGCUGAGUUCGCAGGCACCGGAUCCGGGUUCGGGUUCGGGGCAGAGGGAGAACAACUACUCUGUGCUGACUUUUGUUGGAUUUAUUUUCUGGACCCGGACCACACCAACACCAACAUGCCGUUCGCCAAACGCGUCGUGGAGCCUCAGUUUCUGUGCCGACACCACAUACCGAACUCGGACGGUCUGCUCUUCGAGGACCUGGUGUGUACCAGUCAUGUGUCUCUGUCCCGGACUCUGCGCCAGCUGUCGGACCUGGCCAAACACGCGUGCUCCAUAUUCCAGGAGCUGGAGGGCGACCUCGCCUCCACCAGCCUGCGGGUCCGCGGGCUGCAGAGGAAGAUCGGCCGGCUCCAGGAGACCUGCUCCGGACUGGACCCUAAACAGGAGCCAGUGCCGGUGUCAAACCUGGACGUGGAGAGUAAACUGACGACACAUCACCGAGCGCCGUGGCAUCAGCAGAGGAACGUCCUCCACCCGUCCACCAGACCAGCAUGUGUGGACGAGCUCCACAGACGAGCCGAGCUCAACCUGUGGAUGCUGCACCGAGAUCAACAGAGAGGACGAUCAGGCAGCAGCGAGCACAGAGUGACCAUCUCCAUCUCGGCCGUGCCGCCGAUGCCCCUGUACCCUUCUCCUCACCUCAGAGCCACGGGUUUAACCACGUUUGAAUCCACACGCUCCUCCUCCCCCACCGAAUGUUGUCGCUUAUCUCCCUGGAGCAGAAAGGCCACGCCCUCUGACCCCGACACUGACGGGGUGACUCUAGGUCACCGGUCUAAGUUUCCCAUCCCUAACGCCCCGUCCACGCUGGACAAGCAGACUAACUGGUCCAAAGCUCUGCCGCUGCCCACGCCUGAGGAGAGAAUGAAGAGCGAGUCUCAGGUCAUCGGCUCGUGUGUCGUCCCCAUUAAUGUGACCGGCGUCGUCUUCGACAGAGAUGCCAGUGUCCGCUGUUCACUCGUUCACUCUCAGUCUCUGCUUCAGAGGAGGAGGAAGCUGAGGAGACGCAGGACGGUCACCGGUGUCCCCCGACAGCUGCAGCACGAUCUGGACUCUGACGAGUCUCCAGGGUCCAGAGAGCGGACAGUGAUCGUCCACUCCAGUCCAGACAUCACGCCCUCUAACGAGGAGCUGGACUGUCACCUCAGCACCAGAGACUCGGGCUGCCAGACCGAGGACUUCCUGAUCUCAGGGGCGCCGUCUCGCAGGAGGAUCAGGACUCAGAGGGUCCAGGGAGGCGUCUCCCUCUCUCGCUCUGCAGGAAACAUCUCGUCCCUGACGGAGCGCACCGACGCCAUGUUCACCGCCUCUCUGGAGGCACAGUUGCGCUCCAGGAGUCUGCCCCGAGACGCCAGCAGGAUCCUGGACAGCGGACGCAACAACAGCGACGAGGAGGAGGAGGAGGAGGAGGAGGACUUCCUGCCCGCUCCGGGGACGUUACUUCUGAAGGACGAGGAGGAGGAGAGCAUGGACGAGCAGGCCAGUGGUCUGACGUAUCAGCACCUGUCUGACAGUCCGGAGCACAUCUGGAUGGAGCGGACGUGCGAGAUCUCGUCCAGCUCCGACACCUUCAGCAGCCCCGUCCACUCCGUCUCAGCCGCCGCAGCGCUGACCGGACACAUGGACCACAAGGACGACCACCAGUCCUCCAGCGGGAACUGGAGCGGGAGCAGCUCCACCUGCCCCUCCCAGACGUCAGAGACCCUCCCCCCCGCCUCGUCUCCACCCCUCACCGGCUCCUCCCACUGCGACUCGGAGCUCUCCCUGAACGCCGCCACCCACAACAACGACGACCCCGCCGGCUUCAUACUGGACCACUACCAGGGCCUGAGGACCCAGCGGACCGGUUCCUUCUCCUCCACAGCCAUGGACAUCUUAGAGGAAGCAGGAGUGAGCCCUCCACUGGAGCAGGAGUGGAACUACACCCGCGUCGAGCCGCCGCGCUUGCAGGACUUCAGCCCCGAGCCGAGCCUGGGCUGCCCGAGCUUCACCAGCAUGGUCACGUGUGAGAGCAGCUUCUCCGACAAGCCGCCGUCAGAGAAAGCAGACACGGUGUCGCAUUACUCUGUGGACACCGAGGGCUACUACACGUCCAUGCACUUCGACUGCGGCCUGAAAGAGAGCAGGAGCUUCACGUAUAAUAAUAAUCAUAACUACAGCCUGUCGGACCUGAGCGGUCACAUGACUCUGACCAGACGCUGUCUGUCUUUGAGGAAACCGAAGGCCAAGCCGUCACCGCCGAAGAGGAGCUCAUCGCUGAGGAAAAUAUGCAGCGAGGAAAACUUCCCCGACCACGAGGAGCCAAAGAUCUCAUGCGGGCAACAACUCCCGUCCUCGUCCACAGAGAGGAGGCUGCAGCUGGUUUUACCCGGCGCUGCGGGUCACAUGGAGAACUCCUCCUUCUCCUCAGAGCCAUUCGUGGUGUGGGGGGUGGAGGACGGGCCGGACUUUGGCGCUUUCCGCUCCACAGACGCUCAUUCCUUUAAGGACGAGGGCGUGGUCCAGUCGGACUACGCAGAUCUGUGGCUGCUGAGCGACUUCAAGUCCAGCGAUCCUUACCGGUCCCUGUCCAACUCCAGCACGGCCACGGGGACGACGGUCGUCGAGUGCGUCAGGUCGCAGGAGGCCUCCGAGUCGCAGUCCGGCUCCAGAGCCACCACUCCCUCACUCCCGUCAGUUGAGGGCGAGUUCAGGCUGACAUCACCGGAGAAGCUGGGCGGCCUCGCCAGCCCGUCCAGCGGCUACUCCAGUCAGUCAGAAACCCCCACCUCCUCCUCCUUCCCCUCCGCCUUCUUCCCCGGCCCGCUGUCGCCAACCGGCCGCAAGAGGAAGCCCAAAGUCCCCGAGAGGAAGUCGUCUCUCCCCUCCCUGUCACUGCACCGGGACGCCAACGCGGCGACGAAGAGGAACCUGGAGCUGCCCAUGAUCCCGCCCUCCCACCUCGACCUCAGCGUCCUUCACUGCAUCAACAAGGUCUCAGAUUACAGGACUCAGAUCCAGAUCCUCCACCAAAACAAACAGAAACCUGCAGUAACAGCCAAACCUGAGGCGUUUAGCCCCGCCCACACCAUGACCAUCACGCCCACAGUGCUUCACUCAGUCCAGCUACGGUCCAUCGAGGACAAAACGCCAAAAUGUCCCACGUCACAUCUGCAUCACACGUCGUCAGAGGAGACGUUUAUGUCGCCGUCAGAAGACGACGCAGCGAGACACCAACAGGACGGAGACGACGCCGUCUUAGAGAGCGCGGCGGCGCACGAGCUGCGGUCAGAACCGCUGGAUGUUUGUGACGUGACCACAGGUCAGGAAGAAGACGUGUGCAGAGAGACGAGGACAGAGACGUGUGAAGACCACGUGUGUUUGUCUUCGGCCGCUCUGCUCAGCUCUGUGAGGAGAUCGGACAGCGUGGAAGCACCUGCUGCUGCUGACAGCCCAUUACAGGAGACGCACGUGAGCGCCAGGUGUUUCCAUGACGACGACGACAACAGGGACGACGAAUGCGAGUCGUCGGGUGUCUCUGCUGAAAGUUCCUCGAAGGACGAGAAGGACGAGUCCAUGCUGGGGACAGAAGACGAUUUCACUCAAGAGUCCACUCCCAGUGAAACCGACUCCAGGUUGGAGGACGACGGCGUGUUUCUGUCGCCCACCAGAAGUCGCACCACGGAGGAUCUGUUCGCGAUGAUUCACAGGUCCAAGCGGAAAGUGUUGGGUCGCAAAGACUCGGCCGAGGUUGCCGCGAGGAACCGCCUCAACGCUGCGUCAGCGAGCAUGCCCCCCGGUGGCAGCACCUGCGCCCCGAGCUCCCCGCUCUCCGCAGCGUUGCCUGCCUCCUCCGCCACGACGCCGCCGGGCCUUCAGCGGGUUUCCGGACCGAUCUACAGGAACGCCAAGAAGUCCAGCACGUCCAACGAGGAGUUCAAACUGCUGCUGCUGCGGAAAGGCAGCCGCUCCGACUCCAGCUACCGCAUGUCAGCGACCGAGAUCCUCAAGAGUCCGGUGACACCGAAGUCCCCCGCAGAUUCUCUGAUCGAGUCGCCACGGCAACCCGAUGAUGACGACGACGACGACGCCUCGCCGUCGCCAUCGCCGCUGAGCUCAGAUCAGCUGUUCUUCCCCAGAGCCAAUGCUGAAGGUUUCUCCCCGAAAUCCUUCCCCGUGUGCGCCGCGUCACGUCAGGGUCGCUCCAGAAUCCCGCCGCCCGCCAACAGCAGCCGCUAUGGCGCCCGCUCCAGACUUUACUCCGCCCCCAUGCAGGCGAUUUCAGAGGGCGAGACGGAAAACUCCGACGGGAGUCCUCACGACGAGCGGCCGGCGCAGGGGUCCACGUAGACAACUACAAGAGUUGGUAUGAAAUGAUGUUUUUUUAGUUUAUGGACGUUUGAAUAUUUAUGAAAGAAAAGUUUGUUUUUCUGUGAAUAAUUAAAAUAUUUUAUAUAUAAAUAUUAUUUCUUGAAAAACCACUUCAUUGAGGAAAUAAGUAGAUUAAAGGUGCAUUCACACGAAUAAUCUGCCCACCCUCAAAAUAACCAUGUCUUUUUUGUAAUGGAGAUUUUUCAUCGUUUCAUUCAAACAACAACAAACGUUUUGACACAAAGUCACCACAGAAGGAGGGGGCGGGGCUAAAAGUGAGCAAGGACGUGAGUUUACGUGGAGUAAACGCAGUGCGAUAAAUUGUGUGAAUGCACCAGAAGAACUGUUUUAUUUAUCGUCUGUGUUUUAUUUUGUUUUUUAUUAAAAUAAUGAUUCACAAACAGAAAUAAUUCCACUUUCACAGAAAAAAAUCUGGGAUCACUAAGCUCCUCCCACCACGCGAGCACAUGCUUCGCAACGACAUCGUCAUUUUCUUUUCAGAGUUACCGAUGUUGGAUUGCGUCUUUUCCUCGAAAAGGUACUUUACUUUUACUUUGUAGAACAGCCACAGCUUUUAUUUUGGUAAAUUCAAAGUCUAACAAUUUUUUUUUAGUUUUUGUUUUUUUUAAUCAAAAUGUAAUUUUACGAACAGAGAUGGUUUUUAAACGUAUGAAUGAAUGAGUUCAUCAAGGCUCCGUGUUUGGUCCAAUCAUUUUUAUCCAACGCUGUUUUAGUCUCAAUUUUUACAUUUUCUUUACAGUGUAGAAAGUCGUUAUUUAUGCGAACGUUUACGUGCAGCUGCUUAGUCGAACAGCCAAUAGGAGGCGCCCUUGCUCUCUCUGUAUGUGAACUGCGCUCUGAUUGGUCAAAGUUUCUGUCUGUAGGAGGAGCCAGAAGAGCUCCAACUUUCUCCGAUUGACUUGAUUUUCAUGAUGAUGAAUUUGUUAUUUUUGACACAUGUUACGUACCCCAGCUUUAACACAACAUCCAUUGAGUUUAUGAAGCCAUGAAUCAUAAUCCUUUCACCUUUUUCUUCCAACACAGUUUCUGGAAUAGACUUUUAGAUUUUUUAAUAAAUAUCGUGAAAAUUGGAAAAUAUAUGUUUAUUAACUACAGAUACGAUUUUUUUCACACAGAAAAGUUUCUCACCAACAUAACAACAGAGUGAUUUAUCUUGUGCCACAAGGGGGAGCCAUUGUCCUCCAAGUCAUUCCAGGAUCUGAUGAUUUUAUAACCAUGUUAUUUACAAAAUUUAAGAUAAAGUGAUUUUAAUACGUUUUAGAGACAUUUUUAAAAGUGUUGUGCAGAUUUUUACAAUUAUCGCAAUAAAUAUCACUAUAAUUAUGACAUGAAACUCCGCCCCCUCUCGUUGGCUGUCUGGUCAAAGCUCCACCCCAAAAAACAAGGCAAAGUCGUAAUUUUUGUAAAUUUUCCUAAAAAAGUAAAAGUUUCCUUUGGUUCCGUAUGUUCGUACAUUCGUACGUUUACGGUUAAAAUCUAAAACAAUGAUGUAGAGAAUGGAGAGAAGGCUCCGCCCACAUCUGUGAAUUAAUUUAAAAAAGCAACUAUUGUAAUAAUAUCAUGAAUCGCAAAUUAUUUCUCUCAGGAAAAUCUGAAGUGAAAAACUAUGCAACACACAAUAAUGUAAAUUUACGAAAGUUAUGGAAACCAAAACUAUUUUGAAAAAUUGCGAUUUUUCAACGUUAAGCUCAUGUCCCUCAGUGUUUUUCUUAAGGUAAUUUUAUCCAAUUUCUCAUGCAAUAACAGAACGUCUCCGGAGACGAGGACCGAAAAAGUCGCAGGUUGUGAGAGAACGUGAAGUCACAUGAUCUUAAGGCAGGGUUUUUUUAUUGCCGUGAUUGGAGGAGGCGAAAGGAAAGUGUUCAGGAAGAUCAAAUAAUUAACGAAGAGACAGGAAAGGGAUCGUUCAGGGUUUUUGAAGUAUCAUCAGAGCGAACUGUGCUGCCAACGUGGAAACAAGGAAGAACUUCACAAAAGACUUUAAUAAAAUCCAUGAUAUCUACGUCACAUGUUCACGUCUUUAUCUCACUGUCAGACAGACUUUUCCAACAGGAAAGUGAAGUUUGUAAACCACUCACUCUCCCACACCAAAGUCCAGAGAGAAAGUCAGUGAUUUUAACAUCACACACACAGGAGCUGUUGAUCCACUGCUGCCUCCAUCACUACGUUCAGAUGUGUGAUUUUGAAGAGUGAGUGUUUCUUUCUCUGUGUCUCUGGCUGCUUCUCAGCAGCAGGGGGCGCUCACAGCACAGUCAGCUCUGACGAUGAGUCGUUAUCUGGCAGGUCGAGUGUUUCUCAGUUUGGUCGGAGGAUGUUUUUGUGUCGCGUUACUUUUUAUCGCUGUUUUUAUUAAAGAAACAGUGGUGGAUUCUUUGAAUUCAGUGUAUUUAGUUUACCAUGGUCCUUGAACGCAUCUCUCACACACACACACACACAGAGGUUUCCUGACACCUUGAGAGGCAAACUGUUGCGUAUUGGACCUUAAAUCUAUUUUUUUUAACUCAUAAGCUAAGAAAUAAAUAAUUCCACAUAUUUACAAAUCUUUUAUACGUAACAUGACUUUAUAUUUGUCGUGAUUUUUUUAUGCAAAGCUGAUAAAAUCUACGUUAGCCAUAAAACAAGAACAACAAUAAUAACAGGGUACGCAUUCCAAUGUUUUUCUUUCUUUUUUCUUGCACUGAUGAAGUGACGUUGCAGAUUUUUUAUUAACGUGAAUUUGUCUUUUUGACGUAAACGACGUUGAGACUGAGAACUUUUACGUUAACGUUUGUAACGUUAAAUCGUAGAAGGUGACGUCAGACAUACGUUUAUGUUUUACUGUAGUUUUUUUCCCUUUUUUGUACAAACUUGUAAAUAAAAGAAGUUUUGAAAAAACUUUUGUCACGGAAGUUUGUUUUGAUUUGUUUUUUAUGUAAAAAAAAUCAAAUGUUUACAUGAAUUUCAAACCUUUGUAUAUUUCUGAGCUUUGAACUUUGUCCUGUAUUUAUUUUAUGAUUUUUUUUAAGUUUAGUUUAGCGUUGAUGAAAUUUGUUAGUAAAAAAUCCUGCGAACACAAACUGAGCAAACGACAAUAAAUGUGACUGCUUUGAAAAUGA
Molecule: messenger RNA, 7615 nt
Organism: Solea solea (common sole)
Lineage: Eukaryota; Metazoa; Chordata; Actinopteri; Pleuronectiformes; Soleidae
Gene: nhsa
Product: Nance-Horan syndrome a (congenital cataracts and dental anomalies)
Exons: 9
Coding region: 264-4478 (1404 amino acids)
Biological process (GO): cell differentiation; lens development in camera-type eye
Source: RefSeq, a predicted model, not a curated record